AUGUUCAAAUAUCUGGUUGAAAUUGGAAAUGGCGUGUUUGGAAUGAAAGAGCAUGUGUUUUUCAGAGACCUAAAGCUAGCUUAUGAUCAAUUCCAAAUUGUCAAGAAAAAAAAUAUUUUAAACGCUGUUCCUACACACAUAGCGGAUAAUAGAGGCAUAGGAGCCUAUUUUUCUAAAGCCAUUUUGGGACUUUUAAAGCUUGGAUCUUUAGAAAAACUAUCUGCUAAGGAUACGUUUUACUGCGAGCUUCCUUAUUUCGAGUAUGAAGAUUGUGUUUGUGAUGCUGAAAAGUUCUUUGAAUUUUCAGACUCAAUUUUGCACUUUUUGAACAACGAAAUCGCUUAUCAGCCAUGCUUUCUAGGCGAAAAGAUUCCUCUGAUUUCAUAUCUGGACUCUUUGACAUUUGGGGCGAUUCAAAAGCUCGAAAUCUUUCAUUCAUCCAAUGUCGAAAAAAUGGACUUUCUCUACACAUUUUUCAUGAAAAUACGGCGUUUAUUGGACUAUGAAAAUGAUCAGCUUAUGUACCAAAAAACCCUCAUCUUAUUUGAAAUUUUCAAAACCUACAAAGAAAUAUACAUCAGACAUCUAAGGACCUGUCUGAAGAACGAUGUCGAUUUUGGGAUUAUCAAUGAUCGUGUUUUUGAAGGGCUAUCGCCUUCUUUUUUCUAUUCGAAUGAAAUCGAUCUUCUGCGAAGAAAAUUACCAGAAUAUGUGGGAUCUAUUUGGUUUUCUCGUAAAGAUGGAGAAAUUACGUCUAAAUUGGUCUCCAUAUUAUUUAAAGGCGGCAAAGAUCUUCCGAAUCCAGAUGAGAUGGGAAAUUUUUUCAAUGUAGAUAUGAUUAAAGAUUUGAUAGGCUAUGCUUCUGACUAUGAUUAUGAUCCAGAACAUCUUGAAAGGAUGGCAUAUAUCUUUACAGUAAUUUCGAACCCUAUUAGCAUUGAAAAUUCCAACAAUACCGUGCUUCCAGAAGCCUUCUUACUUGACCGACAUUAUUACAAUCUUUUACAUAUGCUUUGUAAAGUACCACGUCAUUAUGACGGUGCACAUGUUUUUUCUCCAAUUGCUCCGUUUGGGUUUCAAAUUUCCAUUAAUCAUGAAAUCCGUUUUGAGUUAGAAACAGAUGGUUACGAUAAUGCUGAAGAGAUUGCAUCACUAUUGUGGAAAGGAGAAAGACCGCUCAAGUUGAUGAAUUUGAAGGACAAAUUUUCGUCUAUUUUUUAUUUUUUGAAUUAUCUUCAAGAAGAUCAUGCGUUUAUUUUAUCUGACUUUGGAAUGAAAAUUCUUUACACUUUCAUGCUCAAACCAUCGACAUAUGCUGAUGAUGACACGAAAAAGGCUCUGCCUCCAGUUAUCCAAUAUUUUUUAUCUCGCAAGGAGAAAAUACUGGCAGAGAUUUUUAUAAAUCGCGAUGACAUUGAAAUGUUUAGGCUUUUAGCAACUUGCCAGAUCAUUCUCAAUCGCUUGAUGUUGAUUCAAAAAAGAAACUUCGACAUUGGUGGUCUUGAGCAUGCUUUCGUGGGGAAAUUCCAGCCAAUUUUCGCCUUUAUCAAGCUUAAUACGCUGAUACUUGGGGAAAGGGCUGCCGACUUGCAGAAGAGCCAUGACCUCUAUUUGUCGGUGAUAUCUAAUUUUGAGCUGAUAAAGUCUUUUUUUUUCAAGGAAGAAAUUCAAUAUGUGCUUAGGAUGUAUUAUGACCAUUGGAAAUUUCAAUCCUCUAAAUCAAGAUGCGCAGCAAAAACCACAAAAGGAAUCCAAAAUUUGGUGAAUGGAAAUUUCCUGAUCGAUGGGGAACGCAUACAACAUUCGGGGCUUCCAUUCCCAAGCCACCGUUUAUGGGAGAUGAUGAAUGCCAAAGAAAAACGCGAUUAUAACGUAGAGGUUACGCUACAUAAGCGCCAAUCUGAUGGGUCAAUAUUCUCGAUCCUCAAAUUUAACCACAUGCAUUUCACUCUACAUGAAAAAGAUGCAUUUUUGUUCAAAGAGAAUGAGAUCACAGCGAGGCUUGUUUCUGAGUAUUUAAACCUUUACCAUGAAAAACUGAAUCUCAGAGUUGCAUUCAACAGCAAAAUGGUAGGAUCUAACGAUCCUAUCAUUGCAUUCCAAACUGAUUCUGAUAAUCCGGAUAAGAGUGUGUAUCUUUUUGAUCCAGAAGGAUUCGAGUAUGGGGAGGUUUCUGGUGGAAAUACUUUGGUUUUGAAAAACUCGUCCAAAUUCAUAGGGGAGUUAUCAACUCCAACCCCCUGCUCUUUUCGCAUAAAUUCGUUCUGCUCUUUCUCUUCGAAAUCGCAAUUGUUGCUUGAUGCCCUUUUAACGCGUGGGGUGCUUUUUAACUUUGCAAUGGACUCGUACAUUUUUACACUAGAAAAUGAGGCGCAAUCCUUUUAUUUCUUCAAUAGUUACAAUGGCACAGCAAAAGACUUUUACGUUAUGAAGAAUGGAAGUGACGAGUAUUUUGCAGUUAUCAAGGGUGAGAAAUUUAGGAUUCACCCUCCUGCUGGGAUCGAAGGAAAUUUCCUCGUCUCCUCAAACUUGCCAUUUCUAUUUGUGUCCGUUGAAAAGUCUUUUCAAAUUAUUAUUCCUGUACCUAUGUUACCAUUUGGAAAGUCGUACAAGUUUACUUUUGUCAAGACCACGUGUAAAGAUGAUCAUUUCAACAUUGAAGGCCAUGAUCGAGAGAUCGACCUUGCCAUCGUCUAU
Mitosporidium daphniae is the source of this 2697-nucleotide messenger RNA. RefSeq lists its product as uncharacterized. The transcript has a single exon. The annotation marks the transcript as partial. The record is from RefSeq and is a predicted model, not a curated record. Lineage: Eukaryota; Fungi; Microsporidia.